CGCACCCGUCACUCAUCUCGGCUCAGCUCUUUCCAUUACCGACGUACAUACUGAAAGCUGCUGCCCAGAUCAGCCCCCGACAUCGGUCUCUUUCGAGUACGAGAUCAUCGAUCGCGACACAAUCACAUCAAAGCCCUUCGACGCCGAGAUGUCCCAUGAUCAAGGCGAUGAGGAGGAAAGAUCUUGCUUGGUUCUCUAUGCAAGCCAAACAGGAAACUCCGAGGACAUUGCACAUGGUAUUGGAAGGAUGCUAGAGCGAAUGCAUAUCAAGAGAAGAGUUUGCGCCAUGGAUCAGUGCGAUUUGAUGGACCUCAUGAAUGAGAACUACGUUAUCUUUGUUGCAUCAACGACAGGACAAGGUGAUAUUCCUGACAAUAUGAAGCUCUUCUGGCCAGCUAUUCUGCGACGUUCUCUACCUCCUACCCUACUGGACCACCUUUCAUUUGCACUAUUCGGGCUUGGCGACUCAAGCUACCCCAAAUACAACUUCACUGCAAAGAAGCUGUACAGACGAUUAAUACAACUUGGUGCACGGCCUAUGGUGGAAAGAGGUGAGGGAGAUGAAAGCCAUCCCCAGGGCAUUGAUGCUGGGUUUGCGCCAUGGUUGAAAGAUUUAAGGCAGGUGAUGGAAGUGGAGCUGCCUUUACCGUCAGGCUUAGAAACUAUACCAGAUGACCAGCAUCUUCCGCCUACAUACAAAAUCCAGUUUGGGGAAAACGCUCCCAGCAUGAAAACAGCAUCACCAAGGAGGUUGGGUCUGACAUUUUCAGCUACUGUUACCAAGAAUGAUCGGAUCACAGCGGAUGAUCACUGGCAGGAUGCACGACACAUCGUUUUCUCUAUUUCAGCGCCUGACCUCGCAUAUGAUCCAGGUGACAUUGCAGUCUUGUGGCCAGAGAACCCCCGGAAUGAGGUGGAUCGACUUAUUGAAGUAUGCAAGUGGCAGAAUAUAGCCGACACUCCACUUGACGUCUGGCCCAAACGGAACGACGAUGAAAUACCACCCUUGCCGACGCCAUGCACGCUUAGGACAUUGGCCCGGUAUCAUUUUGACUUUAUGAGUGUGCCCAAGCGAAGCUUCUUUGAGUUACUGCGACAUUUUGUCACAAAUGAAAUGCAUGCGGAGAAACUGACAGAGUUUUGUGGUACCACCUCCGAUAACCAGGAAGAUUUAUGGGACUAUACGACAAGACCUCGGCGCAAUAUACUGGAAGUGCUUGCAGAUUUCAAGGAAACACUGUCAAUACCGGUGGAGUAUGUAUUGGAUCUCUUUCCAAUGCUGAAGCCUCGACAGUACAGUCUUGCAUCCUCAUUGAAGGCGCAUCCUGGUGAAGCACAUAUCUUGGCUGCGAUUGUGGAGUACAAAACUUCUAUGCAUAUCCCACGUGUUGGUGUUUCUUCUCGUUGGUUACAGUCAUUGAAGUUGGGAACUCAGGUGACGAUGGGUUUGAUUCGAGGAGCGAUGAAGCCACCGCGGAAGGGUAUCAAGUGCGUUAUGGUUGCGCCGGGAACAGGCGUUGCACCCAUGAGAGCACUGGUGCAGGAGAGGGUUGCAAGCGGAUGUGAUGCCAAGGAACAACUCCUCAUCUUUGGGAACAGAGAACGGGAGAAAGACUUUUUGAUGCGAGCGGAAUGGGAAGAGUACGAGGCAAAAGGGCAAUUGAGCCUGGCACUCGCAUUCUCUAGGGAUACCACAGAGAAGUUUUACGUCCAGCAUGUUCUUCGUCGCGAAUGGCGCCGCGUCGACACAUGGCUCAGGAAGGAAGGUGGAUAUGUGUACAUCUGUGGAAGUUCAGGAAAGAUGCCACAGGCUGUUCGUGAAGCGCUUAUUGAGAUCUUUCAAAGAGGGAUACAUCUUGAAAGAGGAGAGGAGCUGAGCGGUAGCGGAGCAAGGGAUGAGGCAGAGGCUGUACUGGUGGAAAUGGAAACGAAGGGCAGGUAUUUGCAAGAGACGUGGUAGAUAGAGGCAUUCGCGUACAAGACGUAUACUCCUAGAAUACACCUAAGGACAAAGACGAGAAUGACUACUCAGCAUAAACCUCCUGCACAUUCCUAAUCAACUCAUGAUAAAACUUAACCCCCUC
Molecule: messenger RNA, 2084 nt
Organism: Saitoella complicata NRRL Y-17804
Lineage: Eukaryota; Fungi; Ascomycota; Saitoellomycetes; Saitoellales; Saitoellaceae
Product: NADPH-dependent FMN and FAD containing oxidoreductase-like protein
Exons: 1
Coding region: 149-1960 (603 amino acids)
Cellular component (GO): cytosol
Molecular function (GO): flavin adenine dinucleotide binding; NADPH-hemoprotein reductase activity; FMN binding
Source: RefSeq, a predicted model, not a curated record